Messenger RNA from Rhinocladiella mackenziei CBS 650.93, 1068 nucleotides. RefSeq lists its product as uncharacterized. Gene Ontology annotation, cellular component: nucleus. NCBI's taxonomy places the organism in Eukaryota, Fungi, Ascomycota, Eurotiomycetes, Chaetothyriales, Herpotrichiellaceae. The coding region runs from base 1 to 1068 and encodes 355 amino acids. The record is from RefSeq and is a predicted model, not a curated record. The transcript is spliced from 2 exons.
AUGACGAUGGUCAUUGACAACCAAGGUCGACACUACGGCGGUAUGAGUUACGAUCAUAUGUAUCCCAACAUGCAUACUUCGCCGCAAUUCAGCGACCCAUGGUCACACCAGACCAGCACCUCCAGCUCUUCAUUUCCGGCCAUGGCCAAGACGGACAGUGCCCGAUCUGGAAUGUCAAUGCCAUAUUCGCACAUGACUCCAGCAGUGUCUGGUCCAAUGACUCAAGGUAGCGGCUACUCCAGCACCGGAUUUUCUGGCGCGGAUUUGCUAAGUCUCCCUCAAGACAUUCCUCGAUCGAGCUACGGCGAGCAAUCUUAUUCUUCUCCAUCAGCGACUACGUCGUCGUACGCGCCGUCAUACUCUUCUUUGAGCUACGCCCAAUCGAUGCAUCAACAGCAACAAAACCAACAACAUCAGCAACAGAACCGAAAGUUGUCGGACUCAAUUGACAACUCCCGCGCCGCAAACGCCAGCUUUGGUGAGCUUGAUGCUUCCCGAGGCAUGUUGGCCCUAAGCCAUCAAAGCCUUCAAGAUUUGACCCCACGCAACAUCUUCGAAGCGAGAGCUCAGCGAGCAUCCACUGACUCGUAUGGCUUCCCUCACACAUCUUCCAACCACUCCUCCAUUUCCAAUGAAUCUGGUCGCGGUUAUCCCUACUAUGCGCCCAGCUCAGUUGGAUCGGUGACCGAUUCUGCCACGGACUACAGCUCAGCGGCAUCUGACACCGGGUACGAAUCAAUGGCCGCAUCGCGAACACUCCCUCGUCCCACUCAGAUGCUAGGAGCUCCUAUCGGACCCCCGGCUCCUCAAUCGAUGAUGGGACAAUUCUCCUCCAAGAUGUCUGCCAAUACUCAGAAGAAACAUAAAUGCAAGGUGUGCGACAAACGCUUCACGCGGCCUAGUUCGUUGCAGACCCAUAUGUAUAGCCAUACCGGCGAAAAGCCAUUUGCCUGUGAUGUGGAAGGCUGUGGGCGUCAUUUCUCUGUUGUCUCCAAUUUGCGCCGACACAAGAAAGUACACAAAGGCGACACGACCUCGAAUGCCAGCCAUUCGGAUGUCGAGGAGUAA